Molecule: messenger RNA, 3074 nt
Organism: Aspergillus uvarum CBS 121591
Lineage: Eukaryota; Fungi; Ascomycota; Eurotiomycetes; Eurotiales; Aspergillaceae
Product: Sin1 family protein
Exons: 3
Coding region: 301-2826 (841 amino acids)
Biological process (GO): TORC2 signaling
Cellular component (GO): cytoplasm; plasma membrane; TORC2 complex
Molecular function (GO): phosphatidylinositol-4,5-bisphosphate binding
Source: RefSeq, a predicted model, not a curated record
CAUAAACCCACCGUGCGGCCUCACUGCCUUGGUUACUUAUCUCUCGUUACCCAUCUUCUCUGCAGCUCCUCAGGCUGGUCCUGGUUGCAACUGACACACUCUUUUCUUGACCGCCAACCUAUUGCUCCUUGAUUCUGGCGCAACUAUCCACUUCCCUUUGUUACGCCGUUCUAGGACCAUGCCCACUCGAUCACCGAUAGCGAUUGCGCAUCGUCCGACGUAAAUGGUGGCCACGUUUGGCUGCAACAUACCUUUUCGAACUCCCGUACUAUCCGCAUACCACUCUGCUCCCUCUGGAAAAUGUCGCUCCUUCACAAUGAAGAUUUCACGAUAUGGCAACUGCGCACUUCUUACCUCUCGACCAUCAAAGAUGGCAUCGGUGACCGCCUCAUCAAUGUGAACAAUACCGUGCUCAAUACUCCCGGUUUCCGUGCUGCGGGCUGGUCUUCCGCCUCCGCCAACCCCAACGCCCAGACAGGCGCCGCCCAAAUCAAGCGGACAUACUCGCCUCCCAUCCCCCUCACCACAGCUGUCGCCUCGGAAUAUUAUCAACUCGGUAUCGCUAGAGAUGCCAAUGAGUCGGCGGCGCGGCUUGGGGUGGGAGAAGAUGGCGACGACGACGAAGGCGGGAUGGUGACAGGAAAGAGCAACAUGGAGAUUAUCGGACGGCGGAAUCUCAGAGGGAAACGCACGCACCGGAGGGAUCGCCAGCAGAAUGAUCAACAGAAGCAUCGGGAGGCUGAGGAAGACGAUAGCAGUGAUUUGAGUGACGAGAGCGACGAUGAUGGGGAUAGCGCUCCAAGCGGUGCCAGCCAGAUGAAGUUUCCGAAAUUGCCCAUCCGAACAAGAGCCGGAUCGUCUCCGAUACGUUCAACCGAUCGCCAGGAGGGCCCUCAGGUCAUGGUCACCUCUCCAUCGCAUCCAGCUAUGGGUACCCAUUACCGCACGGGUUCGUUGGGAACCGCUGUUAGCAGCGUCAACGAGCGACCGCGCCGCGAUACAACUACGACGGCUAGCAGUGACCUUUCGUCCGACAACGAUCUCAGCUCAUCCCUUUUCAAGAGGAGACAGAUCCAGUUUUCCGGACAAGAUCAGGUCAUCGAACUCAGGAGGCACAGACAAGGGGCAGGUAACAGAGACCUCGAAGAGCUGGAUGAACAGGCAGAGGACUCUGGUGCAGAGUCGGUGGGUUCGGCUCUUUCAUCGGACUUUGACGCCACCGCGGGGUCGACUUCCCUCUUGGAAAAUGUCGGUAUCACUGGUAGCCUGGAUUCCUCCUCGCCAAUCGCGUUGAUGCACAAAUUGCAGAAUGGGGCCGGAUCACAAACCGCAUCGCCACGAAAGUCCCGGACUCCCGCGGCAGAGUUGCAAGACCUCCCACCGCCGCGUCCGAUCAGCACGAUUCAACCGGUAAGUCUGCUAUCGAAGGCCCUCAAUGCGCGCAAGCAAGCACCUACGAACCCGGUCGAGAAAUUCGCCGUACUGUCCGGCAAAGGUCUGACCGAUGUGCUCAAUAUCAAACUGUAUUUGCCAUUCUCUACUGAUCCUGACGAGCCCUUGGAUCUGCCAAUUGCUCGGGAGUCGAAGCUAGCAGAGCAGCCAGCCCCAGUGACAGUUGUCGAAGCCAUUGGGUUGGCCCUUUGGCGAUACACAGAGGAUGGUCGCGAACCGGCCAUCGAUCGGAACAAGCUCACUGUGAACAUGUGGACUCUACGGAUGGUGGAGGACGGUGAAGUUGAGUAUGACUUUCCCGCACUCAGCCGCACAUCCCCAAUCGCCGACUUUACCUCGAACAACAACCGGGCAGCUGGCCGCCGUACGCGAGGGAAACAAUACGACGAAUUCGCUCUUGUGGAAGCGUCCGGUGCCGAAUUCGAAGAGAAUGAGCGUCUCUUUCCCAUGUUCAGUUUGGCACCAUCUUCGGAGGAUAACAGUGCCGAAGUUGCUGCAAGUGCACCUGCUUCAGCAAGCCAGCCUAUAGCACAGGCCAAGGCGCCUCGUCCGAACCCUAUCCUUGGACAGCCCUUCUCCUCGGCCCUGAACGACAAUACUUUGACACCUGCCGAUCGGCCAGCUGUACCUACGUCUCAUGCUACCCCUCGCCUAGGGGUUUCCAAAACGUUGAAGAUCCGAUACACCAAUGUAGAGGCCUCGAUACAGGUGAUGACACUCAAUACCUCGACCGACAGCUACAUUGCCGAGAUUCUUGACUCCGUGUGCAAACGCUGGGGCCUUGACAAGGGCAACUACUUGUUGAAGGUGAUGGGAUCCAGUACAAUUGCACCUUUGGACCGAACAGUGGAAGCUCUGGGCAACCUCACCGACCUAGACCUCGUGCGCCGGCGAUUUGGGCCUCAAAUGACUGGCUCCCCGGGCAGCUCAUCGCCCAAUGCGCCCCUUCUCAUCGACAGCAACACCGCUCCGGCCAAGAAAGGAAAGAAGAGCGGCCAACGUAUGCUUCACCCUCUCACACAGAAACAAGACCUUACCGGAGGCUACUAUCGACGAUACUAUGUGUGGCGCAAACAGUCUAUGUCGUUCACGCAGUCCAACCAUCGGGUUUUGACGUUCGACAAUGAUUACAUGCAUAUCAUGCCGGCGGAUACAGGCAAGACGGUGUCCGACACGAAGACGCGGUCAAUAAGCUUCAACGACGUAGUGGGAUGCAAAGUGAGUCGACGACACCCUAAGAACUUUCGGGUGGUGGUUCUGCGCGGCAACGAUGCCAACGAGCAGAAACGGUAUGACUUCGAGGCACGCAACGCUCUCGAGGCGGUGGAAAUCGUGGAUGAGAUCAAGAAAAAUAUGGUCCAUUAUCGCAUUUAGGCCUGCGGCCUUGUCUAGCCCAUUGUAUUUCUGUGACGCGGCAGGGUGACUCUGGGGGUUGAAACAGCAUUUUGGAAUGGAGUGCAGCGGGCGUUCAUCUAUUUUGUGGGAGGGGGGAGGAGGGUUGGUUCGCUAUUCAAUUCAGCCGUGAUGGCAUUCAAAGUACCGUACAUAUAAACAUCGUGCCCGUUGAGUAAUCAACGUACCGAUAGUUGGCCUUGAUUAAGGAUUAAGGUUUCAGCCAGUGU